Vanderwaltozyma polyspora DSM 70294 is the source of this 996-nucleotide messenger RNA. It is a transcript of the gene MRPS35, whose product is annotated as mitochondrial 37S ribosomal protein mS45. Lineage: Eukaryota; Fungi; Ascomycota; Saccharomycetes; Saccharomycetales; Saccharomycetaceae. Gene Ontology annotation, molecular function: structural constituent of ribosome. The coding region runs from base 1 to 996 and encodes 331 amino acids. Gene Ontology annotation, cellular component: mitochondrial small ribosomal subunit. The record is from RefSeq and is a predicted model, not a curated record. The transcript has a single exon. Gene Ontology annotation, biological process: mitochondrial translation.
AUGAAUUGUAAUGUUACUUUAGUGCAACAGGUCAGACAGAUGUCUGGGAAACGGAUUGCUUAUCCUUUUUAUCCGGCCAAGAGAUUGACUAGACAACAUCCUAAAGUUCAUGAUACUAAUUUGAAGUAUGCUAUGCGUCAAUUUUUGGGACCAAGAAACUACAAAGGUGAAUAUGUCUUGAACAAAUAUUUUAGGGUUCCAAAUGACCACACACCUAACUAUAUCAAACCUGAUUUGGAGAAAGGUCAAACCUUGAAGAAUCCUGCCACUGGUCAACUAUUGGUCGAGAGACACGAUGGAUCUUAUGAACCGGCACGUUCGAAUAAGAGGUUGGAAAACAUUCCUCCAAAGAGACUAUUACAGCCAUUCCCAGAAAACCCACACUGUGUUACAAAUUAUAUUAUCAGCGAUGAGUUGAAACAGAAGAUAUAUAAGGAGAUCACUAAUCAAGGGUCAUCGACACAACAGGUUGCUCAAAAAUACGGUUUGAAGAUUCCACGUAUCGAGGCUAUUGUUAAACUAAAUGAAAUUGAACGUAGUUGGGAAUCUGAGAAUAAGAUUAAUAAAGAUUUACGUAAUAUGUCUACCACACUAUACAACAUGUUCCCAUUAUUUGAACCUUCAAUUGAUGCCAAAAGAGAAAAUUUGAGUGAAAUUCCAGUUCCACCAAGUGCGUUGAAAUCAAGAUUCUUAACCAUCGCAGAGUCUCAACCAUUCGGACCGAUCGAUGCUGCCAAAGUUUUGGAAUUAGAACCUGCCUCUGACACUUUGGAAAAGCUAUCCACCAUCGGUGAACAUUCGAGUGGUCAUCAAACAAUUCGUAAGAUCAACAAGAAGGUCAUCUACGGUGAAAUGCUUCAAGGUGAGAAAUCGUUGUUUAAAUUCACUGAAGCUAGAGUUGGUAAAGUCGGUUUCCGUUAUGGUCGUGUCAACCGUGACAACAAGAAGGACCGUAAGAUUGGAUUCAAUGAAGCAGGUAAGAUGGUCUACAUUUAA